AUGAGGGAGGCCAUCAGCAGCAUGAUGCGGGUGUCGACUUUCUUGCGUCCAGAAGUCUCGUUCGCCGUGCGUGCGGUAGCGCGCCACGCCCACGCCCCGGCGAAGCGGCACUGGGAUGCCAUCCAGAAGAUCCUCGGCUACUUAGAGGAGACGCGGGACCUCGGCAUCACUUACCAACGGCGUUCGGUGUCAGGGUUGGCGACCACUGUUGGAGGUACCGUACUCAGCCAUGGUAGCAAGACGCAGAGCAUCGUGUCUCUGUCUUCAACGGAAGCCGAGUACAUUGCUGCCGGGGAGGGUGUCAAGAAGGCGUUGUUUGUGCGUGCUGUGCUUUCGUUUGUUGCCCCAGUGACCAGAGGUAGCAGCAUCCAGGUCCUUGAGGACAACCAGGGAGCCAUAGCGUUAGUGCAGAACCCCCUCAGCUCAGGUCGCACGAAACACAUCGACGUGAGGUUCCAUUUCAUCCGCGGAUUGUUUAGGACGGGGGAUAUUACGGCCAAGUUUGUUCUGACAACGGAGCAACACGCGGACCUCCUUACCAAGGCCCUUAGCAGGGCCAGUCUGCAGUACCACCGGNGCGGAUUGUUUAGGACGGGGGAUAUUACGGCCAAGUUUGUUCUGACAACGGAGCAACACGCGGACCUCCUUACCAAGGCCCUUAGCAGGGCCAGCCUGCAGCACCACCGGCGCAAGUUGAUGAAUUUGCCGGAGUAG
Molecule: messenger RNA, 714 nt
Organism: Ectocarpus sp. CCAP 1310/34
Lineage: Eukaryota; Phaeophyceae; Ectocarpales; Ectocarpaceae
Source: the annotation of a GenBank genome assembly